UUUUGUUGUUGUUGAUUUUUUGAAUCAUAUUAUUUUAAUUUAUGCUGAAAAGUUUUUUACAUGUUAACAUGUAUUAACAAGAGUAAGUAAUAAGGAAAUGAAAAUGAAUAAUAAUAGUAAUAUUAGGUAGAACGCAAAAUAUUAAGUAGGUACAAAAGUUAAUAAAAAAAUCAUGUACCCAUGAUUUAUCCUUUUCUGUAUCUGUAUCCGAAAAACGUUGAGAUUAUAAAGUAAAAACAGUAAAAGUCUCGUAGUAAAAGAUCGCAAAUUCUACUAGAAGUUUCCAACACACUUAAAAAAUAAAACAAAAAAUGAGUCUAACUGAUGUCGAAAACGAGCUGUUGGUAGACUGGUUAGGCGAAAUGUUAAAAAACGAAGGAAGGUACGUCGAGCCAAUUUUAGAAACAAAAUCUAUAAUGUUAGUAAGAGAAACAUGCAACAUUAUUAAACAAGAUCUCCACGUAUUUGCCUAUUCAGUGGACAUUCUAGAACUUUAUUUGAAAGAAAAGAAAUCAAGAUACGAAGACGUGGACGAUCAUUGUCUUACACUAAUCGCGACAGUCUUCCUCUGUACGAAAUUUAUUGGAAAUCAAGACACAACGAUGCAUAUAUUCCUAAGAAUGUUAAAAAAGUUUACCGGACAAAAAUACAGCAGAGAGGUCGUUAUUUCAAAAGAAAUUGACAUCUUCGAAACAUUAGGCAAAAAGUUACCUAUCAACAACAGCGUGGAUGAUCUUAAAACAUUCGUCAUGAAGUUCGAAAAGGAAAGUCGAAUUAGGGGAUCUAUUUUGAAUAUAUCCUGCGAAAUUCUAGAAAUCUUGUACUUAACACGGCAAACAUGGUUUUUCUCUUUGAAAAAUGUGUACAGCUUUAACCAAGAAGCACUGGAAGUAUUUAAAAUGCUGAUGCAAAACAGAUUUUUCCUCCCGAUUGGAAUAAUGAUUUAUGCUCUCAAGAACACGUCGUACAAUAAUAUCCUCGAUGUUGAUAAUAUAUUGAAGGACCUAUCUCGGGGAUCAAGUAUUCACGAGGAUCAUUUAAACACGUUGAUUUCUCAAAUUGAUAGCGUUGUUAAAAACUCAUAUACCUAAUUCAACAAUAUAUGUGUAUAUGUUACAGUUCCAGUCUCAAGUUAAUUCUCAGUUAGAGUUGACUAUUCCUAGUUCGAAUCAAUUCAAACUAAAAGGAGCAGUAAGAGUUUAUUUUAACUUUUACUAGUUGAAGUAGACUCUUCCUAGCUCUUGUUAGUGAAAGUAGAUCGCGAGAAAAAGAGAAUCAACUCUUACUAGUUUGAGUUGACUAUUCCUGGAUCGAUUAAAUAAAUGUAGAAUCUCACGUGUUUUUUGGUGAGUACGCAUCUCUUUGUUUUGACUGUUUUAACUACUUAUGACGAUUUGAACAUAUCCAAUAACAUUUUAUUUCUAGAAUCGGUCGUUUUUGUUUAUGUUGUGAAAGAAUAAACUCUUACUGAAUGGCAUUGGGAAGAGUAUAUUUUUUCUAGUUGGAGUCUACUUUUACUAGGAAAUGUUGAAUAAAAAUCUUCAUUUUAUAUUUAAAAUCAACUUUU
This is a messenger RNA of Diabrotica virgifera virgifera (western corn rootworm), 1567 nucleotides long. RefSeq lists its product as uncharacterized. NCBI's taxonomy places the organism in Eukaryota, Metazoa, Arthropoda, Insecta, Coleoptera, Chrysomelidae. Bases 312 to 1091 code for a protein of 259 amino acids. The record is from RefSeq and is a predicted model, not a curated record. The transcript is spliced from 2 exons.